Molecule: messenger RNA, 548 nt
Organism: Paramuricea clavata
Lineage: Eukaryota; Metazoa; Cnidaria; Anthozoa; Malacalcyonacea; Plexauridae
Source: the annotation of a GenBank genome assembly
AUGAUAGCAAGUUACGAAGCUAACAAUGAAAAAAUGAUGGACAAUUUAACUGAGAAAGAAGAUUUACUGAAGGUAUGUGGAAGGUAUUUCGUAUUUGGCACAGGAUGUGUUCGCACUGCUUGUUCCUAGUUGUUGUAAGAAGUCUGCAACAAGUUAGUAUCACCUUGUGACAAGGUUGAUGACAGUGACAGACAGUGACGAGGUUGAUGACAGUGACAGACAGGCUACAAGUUGUUCCAGCAAGACUAAUGAGCAAACACUAACAAGUUGUUCAGGAAAACUGUUCGUAACAAGUUGCUAAGAGCUUGUUGACAUCAACUUGUUAACGACUUGUUUCAUGAGGACUUGUUCCAGACUUGUUGAACAACAAGCAGUGCGAACACAUCCUGUUGAGGUUUUUUCGCGUGUGUUUUCUUGCGUUCCAUUGCUCACAUAUUCUACGAUAAUUCCAGGAAAUGUAUGAAAAAGUGGACCGAGUAAGUUCCGAGAAGAAUGGCACCAUUGCGAGAUUACAACAAAAGAUAAACGACUUGAACCUUGACAUUCAG